AUGAAGCAGCAGCGACGCAUUCACGUGCGCGACGAAAACGACCUUCACAGCAUUUUGCAAAAGGAUGGGAGCGAUGUGAAACAGUUCGGCACAGGCGCUUCGGAUGGGGCAGCGGCGCUGGCUGGGAUCUUUAGGGAGGAGAAUGAGAGUGGCCGGAUUGUCCGGGUGUUGGACAUAGUCUACAUGAUGAUCAAAUUCCAGGACAUGCUUUUGGUGGAAUCACAUGAGCAAGAUGGCACCAUCAUCCAGACCCGGAACUCCUUGCCGAGCACCUGCAUGAAGAUUAAGGACAACCUCCCGGUCGUGCUGGAAAAAUGGUUUCAGAGCGGCCUUCAGGUAGAUAUUGCUCCGUACAUCGAGACAGAGGAGAUGCCGGUGUAUGUGCCAGAUGCCCCACACCAACAGAGCUUGCUGACGGAGGCAUAUCCCAUCCAAUGCGUCGUGCAGCAAAGCCAGGGAAGUUUCGUGAUCCCGGACACGGAAGUGCAGGUCUACAAGGAAACCUUCGCGAAGAUCGGACUGCCUGGCGGCAAGUCCUUUAGCACCACUUCGAAGGACACGGACGGCAGCAGCAUCACGCGACUCUGGCGUUGGGACAAAAUCAAGAAUUGGAAGGCGCCGCAGAAAAUGCAGAGUUUUUACCAGCCAAACAUGGCAAGGUGCGGGUUUAACCAUGGGAAAUUGAAGUGGCAGAAAAUGAAUUUAAACAAGAACCAUGUCUUUUCUUCUUAUGGGGGUUUAAUCUUUGGAUAG
Cladocopium goreaui is the source of this 753-nucleotide messenger RNA. NCBI's taxonomy places the organism in Eukaryota, Dinophyceae, Suessiales, Symbiodiniaceae. The record is from the annotation of a GenBank genome assembly.